This is a messenger RNA of Trichoplax adhaerens, 1362 nucleotides long. RefSeq lists its product as uncharacterized. Lineage: Eukaryota; Metazoa; Placozoa; Uniplacotomia; Trichoplacea; Trichoplacidae. The transcript is spliced from 4 exons. The record is from RefSeq and is a predicted model, not a curated record. Bases 1 to 1362 code for a protein of 453 amino acids. Gene Ontology annotation, molecular function: epoxide hydrolase activity. Gene Ontology annotation, biological process: epoxide metabolic process.
AUGAAUGGGUAUAGUAUAGCUACGAUAGUCGUGAUUAUUAUUGCUGCCGGAUAUUACUAUUUCCUAUCACAAACGGUCGAUCUUUCCAAGUACAUCAAGAAUGAUCAAUGCUGGACCAACAGUCCAUCUCAUACCAUUGAAGAUGAUACAACAAUUAAGCCGUUUAAAGUCAACAUUAGUCAAGGUGCCAUAAGAGAUUUAAAUACAAGGUUGAAAAGGAUUCGAAAUUAUGCAACAUUGCAAGACACUCAUUGGGAUUAUGGAACCAAUGCAGAUUAUAUUUUAUCACUAGCAAAUUAUUGGCAAAAUCAUUACAACUGGAGAAAUCAUGAACUAACUAUAAACAACUUUAAUCAUUACAAAACAAGAAUACAAGGAAUUAAUGUCCAUUUUAUUCAUCAAACUGGCAGUGAUGAUUUGGCCAAAAAGUCAACCAAGGUCAUCUUAAUGAUACACGGCUGGCCGGGCUCAUUUUAUGAGUUUUACAAAGUCAUCCCGAUAUUAGUAAAGGCCAAUCACACUGUGAUUGUUCCGUCAAUACCUGGCUUUGGAUUUUCAAGUCCUCCAGAAAAAUCUGGAUUAGGCACUAUUGAAACAGCUAGUAUAUUCAUACAGUUAAUGCAACGAUUAGGAUACAAUCACUACUAUGUUCAAGGUGGUGAUUGGGGAUCUGCAAUUGCCAAUGCGAUGGCUAUAUUAGAUUCUAAGCAUUGCAAAGGGUUGCACGUCAACUUUGUAUUUAUGACAGCUCCUAAUCCUAUCCUAACAUAUAGUAUAGGCAGCUUUUUUCCGUCGUUAUUUGUCCCAGAUCCUGAAGAGCGCAAGCGAGUCUUUCCUUUCCUUCAAAGGAUUAUUGAGUAUUCCAUUGAAAUGUCGCACUUUUUCUUACACAGCACCAGACCUGAUACAUUAGGACUUGCACUUCAUGAUUCACCAUUAGGGUUAGCUGCUUAUAUUAUUGAGAAAUUUAUCCGUUGGUCUGGAUGCUCCAAUACAAGCAAAAUUGAUUGCAUUGAAGAGAAAUUCACAAAAGAUGAGCUCAUAACAAAUGUUAUGAUCUAUUGGGUAACACAAACAAUAGUACCAUCCCUCCGUUACUAUAAAGAAUCCAUAUUCAACAGCAAGACUUUCGAGUUAGAAAGAGUACCAAUAUCCAUUCCGGCAGGUAUAGCAGAUUUUCCAAAUGAAGUUUCCAGACCGCCGCGAUCUUGGUUAUCUCAUAGAUACAAGAAAAUAGUCACUUACAACACAAUGCUUAGAGGCGGACAUUUUGCUGCUUUAGAAGAGCCUGAUAUAUUAGCUAGGGAUGUCAUUGAUUUUAUUUUGAAGUCUGAUAAGCAAUAUUCGCAUGACAAUAUUUAA